CGCUUCCGAGACCGUGUCUUCUGACCGGAGGCACGUGCCGUGUUGAGUGGUUCUUGCCCCUUGAUCCGGAGAACACCACCGAGCUCACGCUUCUCCCACCCCCAAGUCUACGGCCGUUUCCUCUCCCCACAAGCCAAGCAAGCUUUUCUAUAACCACCACUUGCCCCACGCCGUGAUCGUUCUCUAUACCUUCCUUCCUCGGCCGUCCACCCUCUGUCGCGUGCUACUUUUCCUGAACUCCAGAUGUUGGUGAUUUUCAUAUGAGUUUUGAUGCUGGGAGAUCCUUGAUGCCAAAUCCACUCUCUUUAAAGAAUGUCCUUAGCUUCUAUCUGGUCAGCAAAUUUAUAUCAAUUGUGGAACAGUCUCGGAAGCAAUUCAACUUUCACUUUUCUCAGAUUUAGUACGACAUUGGUUCCUGAGAAACCUUAUAACACUAGGCGACGUCAACUGCAACAGUUAAGACGCCUGGUACAAGUGUUGAGAUGGGAACCACGGAGUUUUAUUACAUCAUGUAGCCAUCCUGAGUGGAAGGUUGACAAAGUAAUGGUCAGAUCAUCAACAAAUAAAGAUAUCAAUCAGCCAGAACUUAACAAACUUAAAGCUGUUCAGUGUUACCAUAUCCAAGAAAAUAUUUCUAUCAGGAAAGCCUUUGAUCGGCCUGCAACUAUUCUUGUUUUUGAUAUUGAAACCACUGGGUUCAGUCGUCAAAAUGAAAGGAUUAUUGAGUUUGCACUUCGUGAUCUUAUUGGUGGCAAGAACAGUACAUUCCAAACCCUUAUAAAUCCUGAAAAAGAUGUAUUAAAUGCGUAUAUUCAUGGAAUUCGCACUUAUAUGGUCAACAAGCCUGAUGUCCCAACGUUUAGGGAGCUAGUUCCUAUCCUACUGCAAUACGUUCGGAGCCGCCAAGUGGACGGAAGACCAGUAAUAUGGGUUGCUCACAAUGGACGUCGGUUUGAUGUACCUUUCAUGAUCAAAGAAUUCCAGCGUUGCUCCGUGGAGAUUCCUCCAGACUGGAUGUUUGUUGACACUCUUCCACUUGCACGCCAGCUGGUGAAAGCAGAUGGAUCAAAGCUUCCUUCCUUUUCGUUGAAGGCACUUCGUGAGCACUAUGAAAUUCCUUUAGACGGACCAGCACACAGAGCAAUGCAGGAUGUAACGACACUAUGCUAUGUACUCCAGAGAAUUACUUUUGAUCUGAAACUGUCUGUUCCCGAGCUCAUGAAUGGAGCUUUCCGGGCUUCUGACAUCAUUAAAAUUCUUCCUGAGAAACAAGAUGGAGCUGUCUAACCCGAAAUAAUAGAAACAGUAAUUUGCUUUACUCAACGAUGUAACAUCCGAAGUGUUACAUUAUCAGUCAUCAUUGUGUAAGGGUAGUUUCUGAUUGUUUAUCGUGUGACCACUAUGGAAAUUAGUUAUAUUUUCAUAAGUUACAUUUGGAAUGUGUUA
Molecule: messenger RNA, 1446 nt
Organism: Musa acuminata subsp. malaccensis (wild Malaysian banana)
Lineage: Eukaryota; Viridiplantae; Streptophyta; Magnoliopsida; Zingiberales; Musaceae
Product: exonuclease DPD1, chloroplastic/mitochondrial
Biological process (GO): DNA catabolic process
Cellular component (GO): cytoplasm
Molecular function (GO): 3'-5'-DNA exonuclease activity; nucleic acid binding
Source: RefSeq, a predicted model, not a curated record